GAGAGAGACAGUGUGGUGAGACAAAGAUACAGUGUGCGGGAAUCGGUAAAGAAUCGUUCCUUCAUCAGGCGUGGCGGUUUUUUUUUUUUUUUUUGUACCGAACAGCAACUUUUGGAAUGCACUUUAUUUUAUUUUCUGUUCGCGUGUACUAAAAGCAGUGAUCGUGCGUUGUUGGGGCUCGGGCUAUAGAUUUUAUUUCCCAGGUGGAGACAAAACUAAGGUAUCGGCGGCUCAACAACACGGGAAUUUUUCUCAUUAAAAUUUGUGUGGUUGGAGAGUGUCGAUGUCAGGAAUCUGUUAUUGGUAAUGCAGGGCAUAAUGCCAGUAAAAACAAAAUCGAGAUUAGAGAAUAUAGGAGUCACUGGAGGGAUGGUUGAUGCAAGAGCAAAACAAGUGCUUAAAGAGGCUGUUGACGCAGUUGUUAAUAGCUUUGCUAAACAUACUCAAGGUUAUGGAAGAGUUAAUGUCGUAGAAGCUUUACAAGAAUUCUGGCAGAUGAAGCAAAGUCGAGGCACUGAAUUACGAAACGGAGCACUUGUAAUAUAUGAAUCUGUACCAGGUGCGAGUCCACCAUAUAUUUGUUACGUAACUUUGCCAGGUGGCUCAUGCUUUGGAAGUUUUCAAAAUUGUCCAACUAAAGCAGAAGCUCGUAGAUCUGCAGCUAAAAUCGCCCUUAUGAAUUCUGUAUUUAAUGAGCAUCCAUCACGCAAAAUUACCGAUGAUUUCAUAGAAAAAGCUGUCGCUGAAGCGAGAGCUAGUUUUUCUAAACCAUCCGUUGGACCUAGUGGAAUAAACAACCAAUCUCAGGGCAAAGGCGAUGACAAAGAGGAUCCGAACACUGGAAUCGGUGCGUUCCGCUUUAUGCUAGAAUGCAAUCGCGGCCGGACGAUGCUCGAGUUCCAGGAGCUCAUGACGGUAUUCCAACUGUUGCACUGGAACGGCUCCUUGAAGGCGAUGCGCGAGCGCCAAUGUAGCCGCCAAGAAGUCGUGGCUCAUUACAGUCACCGAGCCCUCGACGACGACAUGCGCAGUCAGAUGGCCCUCGAUUGGGUAGCUCGGGAGCAUGAGAGCGGCGGCGGAGUCGUCGCCAUGGAACUCGCUUUAGCCGAUCGAGAAUUGGAGACGGCGAGGUUGGCAGGACGCGAGCUGCGCUUCCCUAAGGAAAAGAAGGACAUAUUGAUGCUGGCCCAUGCCCAAGUUUGCCCGCAAUGAUAAGGAGACAGGAUUAAGGCUCUAUUUUUUCAGCUUUACUUGACUUAAAGAUUGCUUAAAGAUGACUACGGGGGUUGAUAAUACGAGAAAUGUCGAUUUUCUUGCUGAUUGAGAUGAAACGUCGAUGUUUCAAGGUUCUCUUUUGAUCUCAGUACUAUAAAUCUUUGGAUUUAGUUUAUUGUGCAACAAUAUUUUAAAAAGAACCGACAGUUUAGCUAUGCAUUUAUACGAAAGAAAAUUUUUAUAA
Molecule: messenger RNA, 1459 nt
Organism: Ceratosolen solmsi marchali
Lineage: Eukaryota; Metazoa; Arthropoda; Insecta; Hymenoptera; Agaonidae
Gene: lft
Product: Limb expression 1 family member lowfat
Exons: 4
Coding region: 307-1212 (301 amino acids)
Biological process (GO): autophagosome maturation
Cellular component (GO): cytoplasm
Source: RefSeq, a predicted model, not a curated record